This is a messenger RNA of Musca vetustissima, 3267 nucleotides long. It is a transcript of the gene mars, whose product is annotated as guanylate kinase-associated protein mars. Gene Ontology annotation, biological process: signaling. NCBI's taxonomy places the organism in Eukaryota, Metazoa, Arthropoda, Insecta, Diptera, Muscidae. Bases 1 to 3267 code for a protein of 1088 amino acids. The record is from RefSeq and is a predicted model, not a curated record. The transcript is spliced from 3 exons.
AUGAGUGAAUAUCGGAGAAGUUUAUAUAAGGAACUUAAACAAGCAUUUACGCCACAAAAACACAAUCGGCUUAAUCGGCAGCUACAAGAAGCCAAUCGUAACAAACAAAGGAAUGAACAAUUUCAAUUGUCCCGUCAAAUAUCGGUUAGUCCAACGCCAAAGAAGCGUCUGCUAUCAGAGAAAGAAAAUAUCCACGAUGGAAAUGAGACUAACAAUGUUGUGGAGGUGGUGGCAAAUGGUUCGCGUACCGCAAAACUUAUUUGCACAGCCCGCGAUCCAGCGAAAAUCAAGAAACAAGAGGCUUUCAUAUUGAGAUUUCUCGAUUGGAGAGAUAAGAAGAAAUCGUUGAUGGAGAAAAGAAAGGCCGAAGCUAUGAAAAAGAAACCCUUCGUGUCAGCUGUUGGUAAACAUGCAGGAUUUGGUCAUGGUGGUGGUUGCAAUGCAGGCCCAAUGAGUUUGGCGCCAAAUAAUAAUACAUCAGCGACAACAAAUCAUCAGGCAAGUUUUGUGCCCAAAGGAUAUCAGGCAAAUUUCGAACCACCACCUGGCCUAAAGGAUCCCGGCGAUAUUGUAAAGGAUAAAGCAAAAAGUAGACAAUCCAUAUAUACAGUGGUACCAACACCACCCAAAAAGAAACCCGAAACAACGGGUAAAAAAGUGGUGCCUCUUGCCAAAAAGGUUUUGGUGACGAAUUUCAGUGCCAAUGCAGUGAAAACAAAAUUGAGCAAUAAAACGCCACAGCGCACGGAAGUGGGAAAUAAAAAUGUAAUGAACAGUGGUGGCGGAGGCAUUAAAACGAAACCCACAACAUUUUCCUCUGGGUCGUCCACAAAACCCUCAUCCACAACUAAACCAACAAAUAAUAAUUUAAUUAAAACUUCCCAAACCAAUAAGAAUGGUCUAAAUUCCGCAUCGUCAUCAUCAUCAUCGGCGUCGAAAUUCAAAACUCAAACGAAUACAGCACUCAAACCAAGGCAACUUAAAAUGCCACCUCCCUCAAGUAUACCACCGAAAAAACCCGGACAAACAGCGACAUCUUCAGCUUCCGGUAACGUUGUGAGGAAAAGUACUAUACCCGCCAUAAAAGUAACCACAGUUGGUGCCAAAUCUAGGUUCUCAAAUACGGGCGCAAGAAAACCCACAGAAACGGCGUCCCGACAUCAUCUGAAUAAAAAAUCACCACAACAACCCCAAAAGAAUGCUCGUCUAACACAGACAAUGAAGGCCAAGAAACCCAUUAAACCAGCCACCACAAAUACCACCAACAAAUUGCUAUCAUUAAUGGUAUCACAGGCUAAUGAAAUGGUCUCCGAUAUGGUAGUACAAACACCCAGAGAUUUCUCCAAUUCAAAUCAUUUUGAUGAGUUUGUCACCUCGACUAAGGUGAAGAAUUCCAAUUCCACAUUGGAUGAUGUUGAUGGUGUAAGUCCCAUAGAAAUGUUAUCGAAACGAACGUCAGGACAUUCUGCAGCCAAGAGAAAUUUGCUUAAGGAUGCCACCACCAAUAAAAUGGCAACAGCGACUUCGGCCAAUAAUCAUUUAACAGAAGAUGAAGAGGUGCGGCCAUUAUCAAAUGUAAAUCCCAGCAAGAGAUUUAAUUUCAUACGAUAUUCCGAAGUUAAUGUUAGUUUUAAUGAUAAUCCUUCAGAAGAAAACAAAGAGAAAGAAGAAGAAAAUCAUAAAAAGGAAGUUGAAGAUGAGGACAAAUUGUCACCUGAAAAGGUCGCAAAAGAAAUCCCUAAUGAAUCCCCCAAACAAAAUCUAAAUAAUACAAUUACACUGGAAGCACCCUCGACACCCGCUGAGAAAACUCCCACAAAAUUAUUAACUGAAGAUAAACCGGUCAAUUAUUUAAGUCCAUUUGUCAGUGUUAGCCGUGGCAAGGUUAGCUUAAAAAAGGAAAAAGAAAGACGUAGUAGCAUUUAUAUGGUCAACCGCAUUGAAGAUGAACUUAACAACUCGAAACGUCUGUCACUGCAACCUACAAGUCCAUUGGGACAGAAAAUACCAACCGAGGAACCAAAAUCACCACAAUACUCUGCUGAAGUUAUGCGAACACUAGAGGCUGUACGCUAUUUCCGUAAACAGUUACAGGAUGAAAUAGAUCGUCUACAUGCCAAAUGUGAUGUCUGGGAAGAAUAUAAAAAUGGUAAUUUGGAAAAAUUACAGGCGGUCAAUGGCGAUGAUAUGAUCGAUGUCACAAUUGGUCAAACUAAAUUGCUGACCAGUAAGAAAUUUAUGCAAUUCAAAGGCCUGAUAGAUCGUUGUGAGGCUCGGGCAACUGGCAUUAAUGAUGUACCCGAUGAUGGCAGUGAAAAAACGAAAAAUGUCGAUGCUGUGGAUUUGGAAGGUUUCUGGUCAAUGUUGGGUUUGCAGGUUGAUAAUCUAGAAAAACGGUUUGAGAAUUUGGAGCGUUGGAAAGCCAAUGAUUGGCAAGACCCGGAUGAGGUAAAACCCAAGGCCAAGGCGAAACCCAAAAACUUAACAAAAGUUAAAAAGGCCGGGCCAGCAGCAACGAAGGCCCGACCCAAUUCAGCCUUGCAACAAAUGUUGCGGAAAAUGCAAGCCGAUAUGCGCAAUAAAAAGGCCAAUAAUUUGUUAGUAAAUACGGAUGAUGUUGUCCUUACACCCUCCAAGGUUAGAGAUCGUAAAUAUUUCUCACCCGCCGCCACUGUUGUGGCCAUACCAGCCUCCAAUCGCCGAUUAUCGAUUUUGUUGGCCGAAAAUGCAGCUGAGGGUGGCUGUGGUGGUGGCGGCAGCUCUCCCAAUCGUCGAAUGUCUUUGUUGGGUCGUAAAAAUUCUCAAGAUUCUCCUCGCCGAAUGUCACUAAUGAAUGCACGUAAAAAUUCACAAGACACUCCCAAUCGUAGAGUAUCGUUGAUGAUGCAAAAGAAUCCCAUAAUGGAAUUUCGUGAAUCGAACGUUGAUGAUGAGGAAAACUCUUGCGGGACAAAGAGCAAUUCUUCGGUGAAUGGUAAAAUAAAUGAGGAAAACGCUGCCGCUUAUAUGUCACCUGUAGUAAAGUCACGUAAAUCGAUAUUGAAAACACCCGGCACGGCUAGAAGUAAAUUACGAAAUGUGGUAUUCAAUGAAAAGUUGAGAGUUAAAAAAUUCAAUUUCAUUGUAAAUGAUGAAGAUGGCAAUGUGGUUGAUGAUGAUCAAUGCAAUAAAUCGAACGAAGAGCUAAUGGAUAAAAUCGGUACUUAUUCACUGAGAAAUCGUAAAGUUCGUUUACGUCCAUCAUGUGAAAUUGUUAUACCCAAAUAG